ACGGAGAGAGGAUUUCACUCAAUACUAUGGUACAGCAUUGGACAAGAAUUUGGCUGCGGCAACACAGAUAUCCAGCUUCACCCUACUGAACCAUACCAGUUGAAGUCUCCUAACUACCCGUCUGACGUCACCGAAUAUCUCUACUGCAAUUGGCUGAUAACUUCUUCUUCUGAUAUGCAAAUUAAGGUGACCGUGCAAGAUUUGCAUAUCGGCUACGGUGAUGGAAUGACGAUUGGAAACGUCCAAACAGACGGUAGUAACAACGUUGAUGGGAUACUCAACAUCGUUCGUGGUGUCAAAGUUCACACCGUCUAUUCUUCAAGUCACGUGAUACAAAUAGAAUAUUGGACCAAUGACCACGGAGGAGAGAAAAACGUCACCACCAGAUUUUGGUUUGAGCUUCAACAAGUUGAUGCAAUGUCGACAGAUUGCCACGAGGAAACUGAGUUCAGAUGUGAAGACGGCGAUGUUUGUGUCGAUCGAAUUGGAGUUUGUGACGUCAUAAUGGAUUGCCCAGACAGGUCAGACGAGGAAAACUGCCCACUUCCUACGUGUCCAGCCAAUGAGCGUUGCGCUAACGAGACUACGUGCCUCCUCCGGAAGUUUCACUGUGAUGGAAUUAUCGACUGCACAGAAGCAGAAGACGAAAACAAUUGUGAUUUGAGGUUGUGUCCGAGAGACUGCACAUGUAAGAUGAAUGAUGCUCUUAUCAAAGGAACACUAAUGAUGCAUGCUAACUGCACUGGGCACCCUAACAUGUCACAAGUUAUAGAAUCCCUUCCUAGGAUGACAAAUGGAAUUACCUUGAGGCGAGAAUCAAUAACUGACUUACCUUCGGGCGUCUUCGAAAACUUGCCAUUUCUUGUUAGAAUAGAUUUAGAGAGAAACCUACUCACACGAUUAGAAGCAGGAGCAUUCGAUGGUCUGGCAUAUUUACAAGUAUUAAAAAUUAACGUGAAUAACUUGGUAGACAUAGAUGACGGAGUGUUUGCAACUUUGGCGUCAAUUAGGAAACUGCUACGGCUUGAUGGAAACAAACUAGUCAGUCUAAGGGAAGGAAUGUUUCGAGGUCUUGACAGACUGUUGUUUCUACGUCUCGGCAGGAAUCAGAUUACAUCUCUAAAGGCAAACACAUUCCGUCAUCUGAGUAGUCUCAUUUCACUUGAUCUUGGGAGUAAUCAGAUAUCAUCAGUUGAACCAGGUGCAUUCGAAGGAUUAACAAACCUCCUAGUCUUACACUUUCAGGAUAAUCAGCUUAAAGUUAUUGAGGCCAACACAUUUUCCGGACUGCAGUUGGUUAAUCAUUUGGAUAUCGGCGGAAGCCCGUGGACAGAGGUAAAGCCAGGUGCUUUCAACGGGCUCGAAAGUCUCGAAAUUCUGAAUAUGAGGAGAAGACCGAACCAAGUUCAAGAAUUUCAAGUGAAGAAAAAUGAAAUUGAACAUUUGCAACACCUCAUGUCUUUAAUCGUCGAUGAUCCAAAGAUGUGCUGUCUACUCGAUUACAAAACAAAUGGAAUAAUUGAGCUAUGUUUUCCAUCUAAUAAACUAGACGAAGAAAUACCAUACUUGAGCUGUAACCGUAUCAUGCACAACUCUGUACUACGGGUGUUCAUUUGGUGCCUCGGCAUUAGCGCCCUCAUCGGCAACGCUGGGAUAAUCAUGUGGAGAUUAAACAUGAAGGAUUCAGGGAAGCGUUCGCAAUCGGUCCUGAUUCUCAAUCUGGCUGUUUCGGAUCUGAUCAUGGGAUUAUACAUGGUGAUAGUCGCCGGAGCGGACGUACACUACCAGGAUGAUUACUUUCUUCACGCGCCCGAAUGGAAAUCGGGCCAUUUGUGCAAGUUCGCUGGUUUCCUCUCAAUGCUGAGCUCCGAAGCAUCAGUGUUUUUCAUCACCAUGAUCAGCAUUGAUCGAUUCUUAUGUGUAGUAUUCCCAUUUGGGAAGAAAUGGCUGCGGUUAGAGUCUGCCCGGAUGGCGAGCGUCAUCCUAUGGGCAAUCUCCUUAAUAAUCAGCGUCCCUCCUCUAUUUCUUCAAGACAUGCGUAACGAUAAGAAUGAAACAUUCUACGGUCUGUAUGACGUAUGCGUAGGACUCCCUCUCGUGGUGAAACCCAAAGUUGUCUCUCACAACAACACAUUACUAGGGGUCCCCCUAAACCGAACAAUAACCCAACAAGCGGAGCCAUCUUGGAUAUUCUCAGCCACCGUCUACCUCGGAAUAAACUUUGCCUGUUGCCUGGUAGUCAUGGGAUGCUACAUUGCAAUAGCAUUCGUAGUGAUUAUAAAGUUACCAGCGAAGAAGUUGCAUAAGAGGAAAGACAGAGAGCACCGCAGGAGGGAGAUGACCAUGGCAACGCGCAUGCUCCUUAUAGUCGGUACUGACUUCUGUUGUUGGAUGCCUGUAAUCAUCAUGGGGAUUUUAUCACAGUCUGGUGCCGUAGACAUACCAGACGAGACGUACGCAUGGGUUGUUGUCUUUGUUAUACCGAUCAACUCAGCGAUUAACCCGUACCUCUACACCGUCUCCAACGCCAAUGCGGUGUCGUUGAACUGUUGUAAUGUCCGUAGCCCUGGUGGUUUAGUCGACUCGGUGCGGAUGAAGCCAUUAACUAGUCAGACCAAAGAUACACAGGCAGGACGAAGUAGUAGAUCAGGGACACAGUCAUUCUUAUAGUAACGAAUAGUAUCACAAAAAUGCUUUGUGUCUAAACACGAUGUGACCUAUGUUUACAUUCAAACCGCCCUCUGUUGACAAAACACUAUAAUACGUCAUGUUUCACCGAACA
Molecule: messenger RNA, 2782 nt
Organism: Asterias rubens (European starfish)
Lineage: Eukaryota; Metazoa; Echinodermata; Asteroidea; Forcipulatida; Asteriidae
Product: G-protein coupled receptor GRL101-like
Exons: 15
Biological process (GO): G protein-coupled receptor signaling pathway
Cellular component (GO): membrane
Molecular function (GO): protein binding; G protein-coupled receptor activity
Source: RefSeq, a predicted model, not a curated record